Myripristis murdjan (pinecone soldierfish) is the source of this 2608-nucleotide messenger RNA. Its product is annotated as forkhead box protein P1-B-like. Lineage: Eukaryota; Metazoa; Chordata; Actinopteri; Holocentriformes; Holocentridae. The transcript is spliced from 16 exons. Gene Ontology annotation, biological process: regulation of transcription by RNA polymerase II. Gene Ontology annotation, molecular function: DNA-binding transcription repressor activity, RNA polymerase II-specific; RNA polymerase II cis-regulatory region sequence-specific DNA binding. Gene Ontology annotation, cellular component: nucleus. Bases 147 to 1895 code for a protein of 582 amino acids. The record is from RefSeq and is a predicted model, not a curated record.
UUUACUUUUACCUAAGCCCCGCCUUCUCCUGUUAGCAACUUGUGGUUAGCUGGCUACCUAGCGAGGCUGUGCUCCGAGCUGUAGUCUUCAGACACCACCCCGACCCAAAGAUUGUCCACAUCAUUUUAUCGGUGAGUGAAGUCCAGAUGCAUGAGUCUGGGUCAGAUCAGACAAGCCACGCCAGCGCAGCUAUUCAGACAGAGAACGGGAAUAAUACUGAGAAUGAGAAUCGACUGAGCAACAGCCAGACUCCUCCUCCAGAGGCACCCAGGGUUCCAGUGUCGUUGUCCAUGAUGACCCCUCCAGCAGAGGCUCCUCAGCAGCUGCAGCUGACGCCCCAGCAGCAGAUCCUCAAUCCUCAGCAGCUCCAGGUCCUACUCCAGCAGCAGAAAGCCCUCAUGCUGCACCAGCAACAAAUUCAAGAGGUCUUCAAGAAUCAACAAGAGCAGCUGAAUUUACAGCUGCUACAACAGAAGAACACUGGGAUCGUUAGCCCAGAGCUGACAGCCCAGCAGAUGGCCAUCCAGCAGCAGCUCCUUCAGGUCCAGCAGCAACAUCUCCUCAACCUGCAGAGACAAGGCCUGCUCUCUGUCCUUCCCACCAGUCCCACCACAGCCCCAGGCUGUGAGAAUGGUAGCAGUUUGUCCUCUGCUGGAGACACCAGGGAAUCUUCCUGUCAACAAUCCACCACCAAUGGGCAUCACAUGCUCUCGAAGAAGAAAGACAGUGGUUCACUGGAUGAUCACACACAGACUAGCCAUCCUUUGUAUGGCAAUGGCAUGUGUAAAUGGCCUGGCUGUGAGACUGUCUUCGGAGAUUUUCAAGCGUUUCUCAAACAUCUGAACAGCGAGCAUACACUUGAUGACAAGAGUACAGCACAGUGUCGUGUGCAGAUGCAAGUGGUCCAGCAGUUGGAAUUGCAGUUGAAAAAAGACAAAGAGCGACUGCAAGCUAUGAUGGCCCACCUCAAGUCUUCUGAACCCAAACCAGCAGCACAGCCUGUCAAUCUGGCAGCUAAUGUGUCCUUCUCCCAGGCAACAUUGCCCAAAGGCCCUCCUCCUAUGAGCCUGUCCCAGAGUGCCACAGCACCGUCCACACCACUGACACCGCUGUCUGAGUCCCCCUCAGUCCUCACUCCCAAUAGCAUGUUCACUGGAACCCCUGUGCGGAGGCGAUACAGCAGGUCUAUGAGCCAAGAUAUCAUUGACAAUAAGGAGUUCUACCUGAGCACAGAAGUUAGACCUCCAUUUACAUAUGCAUCGCUCAUAAGACAGGCAAUAUAUGAAUCACCUCGCAGGCAACUGACAUUAAAUGAAAUCUACAACUGGUUCACAAGAACUUUUGCAUAUUUCCGGCGCAAUGCAGCUACUUGGAAGAAUGCUGUGAGACAUAAUCUCAGCCUGCAUAAAUGCUUUGUCCGUUUGGAAAAUGUGAAGGGAGCUGUGUGGACAGUAGAUGAAAUUGAGUUCCACAGAAGAAGGCCCCAGAAAACCACUGGAAAUGGAUCUCCUAUGCUGAAGAACCCUCAAAACCGUCAUGGCCAGAGCUUAGCUGCCUCUGUACCCCAGAGCGGUGGUCUGGACUGCAUCCCUCUGUUCAACCCAGCCUCUAUGGGCAGCAUUCCCAUGCACUCCUUGCCCCAGGUUCUGCAGGACCAGGUGAACGGAGGCCUUGCUUAUGGAACUGGAUACCAAAGUGACAGCAGUGCAACGCAGUCCCCUCCACAAGCUUUCAUAAAAGAAGAGCAGGAGGAUGAGGAGAUAUGUGAGAACUUUCCCUACGAAUCUCCAGAGAGCACAGAUGAGCACAGUCACAGCCCCGAGAUGAACCAAGAUGAAGACAACUGCAGCCCCGAGAGGCCCAACCUUCAGCUUGAUCGUGUGCCUUCGCUCUGACUAUGAGGUCCCAACUUCUCCCUUGCGAGGCUCCCAUUCACAGCUUAUGCGACUUUCUAUUACCAAAAGACUCAAGAAUUACUGCUUCAUCUACAUAACCAAAUGUGUUUCUUCUGAGCGAAGUACAUUUUUGUAUUUAUGAGGAUUUUUUUUUUUUAGGUUAUUUUGUGUUCUUAAUUUAGCUCUCAAUUCUUAUCCAUACAGUAGAGUGAGACCACACAAAGGCCAAUGUGAAACUGUCUGUUGUUCAAAAUAUAGUCUUAUGAUGUAUCUUAUUUUGUAGGCCUACCUGUACACGGAUGGACCAUGAUGAGCCAAGAAUCCAAAGGAAAGGGAAUAUUUAUGGUUAGCACUUCACAAUGAAAGUCUUUCCCUCUAUAUGGCUGCUUUGUGCUAUGUUGGGGCCACACUACCUGAUUUUUUUUUUAUUUUCUCAAUAUUAUAUGAAACUCUGUUUGUAGAGGAAGUUAAACCGUUGCUUUAAAAUAUAAAUGUACACUGCCAACAUGAUCUGGUAUAUUUGUACUUAACAUAUAAUCAGUUGAUAUAUAUAUGAUUAAAAAAAUAACUUCUUUAUAUUUGUCACUUUUUUUCACCCCCUCCAUGAACAUUGCUGAAUUUUGCUCUAAUUGAGCUUGUAAAAGUAGAUAUUAUAGAAUUACCAUGAUUGUAAACCAAUACAUGUGUAUGAAUAAUAAAUUCCUCAUGAAAAA